Canariomyces notabilis is the source of this 1498-nucleotide messenger RNA. RefSeq lists its product as uncharacterized. The record is from RefSeq and is a predicted model, not a curated record. Bases 254 to 1399 code for a protein of 381 amino acids. Gene Ontology annotation, cellular component: cytoplasm. The transcript is spliced from 3 exons. Gene Ontology annotation, biological process: nuclear-transcribed mRNA catabolic process, no-go decay; nuclear-transcribed mRNA catabolic process, non-stop decay; ribosome disassembly. Lineage: Eukaryota; Fungi; Ascomycota; Sordariomycetes; Sordariales; Chaetomiaceae.
CGUAUAUAGGGAAUAGCCUGAGGGGAAUCUGGGCCUUAGACAAUCAUCUGCCCCGCAUUCAGCUCCUGCCUCUCGAUCGAGUCCACUCACAACCUGAAAUCCCUGCCCCACCAUUGCCAGUUCGACCCCGCCACCACCUGUGCGACGGUCACCCUCUGAAGCUUGAGCAUCCUGGGCUUGGGACGGCUGCACUUCCAUCAUCAGCAAGAGACUAUUCUGUGCUGGCCCCUCUCACCCUGUACAGAUACACAAUAUGCGAUUCGCAUCGAAAAGGCAGACCGUUGAGGCCAUCGACGAGGAGGCCGGCGUUUCGCUCCUCAUCAUGGAGCCAGAGGACAUGUGGCAUGCCAACAAUCUGAUCGCCGUGGGCGAUGUCGUUAACGCUCCUGCGUUUCGCAAGGUCACCAUGACAACGACUACAGGUUCUGCGACAGUCAAGAGCGUGCGCACGAAUCUGUCCAUCAAGGUCAAGUCGACCUUCUUUGACCCCCUAGCGUCGGAGCUGAAGGUCUCGGGCACCGUCGUCAACGAGAACGAGUGGAUUGCCGGAUGGGAUUCGGUGGCACUGCAGACACUUCGAGAGGCGCUCAGCGAGGACAGGCCCGACGCGGUGGUUGCCGUCGUUAUGCAGGAGGGCCUUGCCAACAUCUGCUUAAUCACCGACAUCCGAACCAUCGUCAAGCACCGCAUCGAAAGCUCGAUUCCGAAGAAGCGCGCAUCAUCAAAGGACACAGCGGGGGGAAUGGCAUCCUUUUACGAGAAGACGUUGUCAACCCUGCGCAAUGCUGUCGACUUCAGCACCUCUCGGACGUUAUUGCUUGCAAGCCCUGGCUUCGUCGCCCAGGAUUUCCGUGCCUACAUGCAAUCCGAGGCAUCCAGGACAGCUGACAAGGCACUGCAACGCAUCGCAAAGGAGGCGGUCGUGGUACACUCCAGCACCGGCCACGUCCACAGCCUGAACGAAGUUCUCAAGAGCCCAGAAGUGCAAAAGACCAUGCGCGACACGAGGUUUACAACCGAGACGAUGCUAAUGGACCAAUUCUACGACCGCUUGCGCAUGGACGACGGGAGGGCGUGGUACGGGACAAAACCUGUCGAGAAGGCAAUCGCUGAAGGCGCAGUUGGCCGCGGAGGAGGGGUUCUGCUGAUCAAUAAUGCGCUCUUCAGAAGCAUGGACGUGGCGACGAGGAAAAAGUAUGUUGCUCUUGUGGACAAGGUCAAGGAGGACGGCGGAGAGGCCCGGCUGCUUAGCAGCGACCACGAGAGCGGCCAGCGGUUGGAUGCGCUGGGCGGGAUCGCGGCGAUUUUGACAUAUCCGAUUCUCGAUCUCGACGAAGAUGACGAGGACGAGGAGGCGGCAGACGUAGAAAUAUCGGCAGAGGGAACUACAAUAUUAUAGCCCUUUGAGAGGACCUGGGUUUCCACUUUCGAGAGAUUCCCUUCCCUCCGUCACUUGUGUCGGUGAAAUUUCCGGAAUGCUGUGACACAGCUUCGUUUG